Molecule: messenger RNA, 2494 nt
Organism: Thunnus maccoyii (southern bluefin tuna)
Lineage: Eukaryota; Metazoa; Chordata; Actinopteri; Scombriformes; Scombridae
Gene: ftr86
Product: finTRIM family, member 86
Exons: 12
Coding region: 381-2231 (616 amino acids)
Molecular function (GO): protein binding; zinc ion binding
Source: RefSeq, a predicted model, not a curated record
CCGGCUGAUCUGUGCUCAGAGAUUUACCCAAACUUAACAACAAUCACUAUAAUACUUCAAUGUUACAUUUAACGACUGCUCAGGAGGUGUUACGGUCUCGGAAAACUGUCUCAGAGCCUGCAAAGUUCGGCUGUUAGUGCAUUAAGUUACAUGAAUAUAACGUUAGUUUAGUUAACGUUAUCUGUCUGCAGACAAACUUUGGCGUACCGGCUACAGCUGCUAGUUAACAGUUAGCUGACUUGUGUUGGCUGCGUUAAUAAUAUCAAAAAAAUAUCACAUAAAGCCUACUUGAACAGGGAGCCUUGUGGUUAUCCAUACAUACAUCUGGGUCUCACCUCUGGGAAAACUAAUCCACCUUCCUACCCUCAACCCAGCAUCAUAUGGCUUCCGCCUGGUCAGAAGAGGAGACUUUUGUCUGCCCAGUGUGCCUGGACACCCUAAAGGACCCAGCCACUUUACUCUGUGGACACUCGUACUGCUUGGUUUGUAUCCAGAGCCACUGGGACAAGGAAGACAGCAAUGGCCAGUACAGCUGCCCCCAGUGUAGGCAGGUCUUCGACCCUCGACCCUCGCUGGCCAAGAGCACUGUGCUAGCGGAAGCUAUGGAGAAACUGAGAACCAACAGCCUCAAGCAAAGCCCCUCCACAGCUGUCUCCUCUGCCCCACCAUCAAUGCCUGUUUACCUAGAGGUCCUACCAGAUACAGGACCACGACAGGGCAGCAUGUACCCUCAGCUUCCCGCAGUGGCCCCCAGACCCUGCCCUCAUCACAACCAACCCCUGGACCUGUUUUGCCAAGAUGACAAGGAGUGUGUGUGUGAGGUAUGCUGCCAGAAUGGACACAAGGGACAUCGUGUAGCCAAACCACAGGAGGAGAGACGAGAGAGACAGAAAGAGCUUGUUCAGAUGCAGGCAGAAGUACAGAGGAGAGUCCAGGAGACUGAGAAAAAGCUUAAAGAGCUCCCACAUUUUGCUCGUCAACACAAGGCCUUGGUUCAGGCUCUGGAGCAAGAGAGCACUGAUUUAUUUUCUGAGCUGGUCAAGAAUGUGAAUUAUACGGGCAUCCAGGUUGGUGAGCUUCUCAGCACCCAUGAGACCUCCUUAGGCAGCAAGAUUGAGGGGCAGAUCCACAGACUGGAGCAGGAGGUGGUACAGCUCCGCUGGAAGAGUGAAGAGCUGAGCAGACUGGCUGAUAUGCAGGACCACAUCUGCUUCUUGAAGAAUUUCCUCAUCAUGGAGCCACUGGGUAAGACUGGUGCUACAGGAGAGUUGAUACUGACUGAGGACUCAGUGGUGGCCUCCAUUCGUUCAACCAUGAAAGAACUACAAGAGUCAGUACAGGACCUCUGCAAAGCCAGCCUGGACAAGAUCAUCACAUUAGUGAAUGACGACCCCGUGGCUUCAACACCCAAUGGUGCUGCAGCAGUAGCAGCAGACACUACAGCAGCUGAUAAACAUGGUCAGGCCACCACACAAAACUCAGUGUAUGAGAUGACAACAAACCCUCCACCUUUACCCCCACCGCGACCUCAACGGCAUGAAGAUUCAACCAAAUCUUCACAUCUACUUCCAGCAUGUCCUCUAGCUUCAGCACCCCCUCCACCAUUCCCUCCUCCUCAGCCUCAAGCACCUCCUGUGUCAACAGUGGGACUUGUGAAUCCAGAGCCAAAGACUAGAGGAGAGAUGCUGAAAUUUCGCUUUGAACCCACCUUGGACCCCAACACGGUGUAUCGCCAUGUGCUGCUGUCAGAUGGAGGUCAUAAGGCCACGAUGCAGGCUGAGAACCUGAAACCAACAGACCACCCUGAACGCUUCCUUUUCUGGAGACAGGUUCUCUGCAGAGAGCCGCUGGCAGGGAGCCCUUACUACUGGGAGGUGGAGUGGACUGGACAGAAGAUCACCAUCGGCGUGGCCUACAAGGAGAUGGAACGUAAAGGUGCUGAUGACAAAAGCCGUCUGGGCCACAAUCCCCUGUCCUGGAGCCUGUACUGGUCCGGUACUGGCUUCUCCUUCUGGCAUGAUGGCCAGGAAAAACUGCUGGGCUCACCCAAGGCACGACGAGUUGGCAUCUAUCUGGACCAGCAUGCAGGGAUUCUUGCCUUUUACCGCAUUGUCAACAACCAGGCUGACCUCAUCCAUAAGCACCAGACCCAGUUCAAUGGACCGCUGUACCCAGGGUUCAGGUUCUGGGCAGGGAUAGGGUCUACAGUGACUGUUUGCCAGUUGGAUUGAGUUGUAUAUGAAUGAUGGGUAGGUUUGUUAUAUAACCUGCUUGUCUGGUUGAAAGUAUUUUACACUUGGACAUUUUAAUAAGGGAGUAGAUGUCCUCUCGCCCUGGAGUUUGAUCCCUCUUGAGAAGUAACAUCUAUAUUUUUCUUUAAUUUUUCUUAAAUUUUCUUUUUUCUCAAUGUUGUUUUUGCACCAGCCUCCAUGCAUGUGUUGUGUAUUUUCUAAAAAUAUAUUUGUUGUAAGUUAAUAAAAUAGUAAUAAACACA